Messenger RNA from Lepisosteus oculatus (spotted gar), 7737 nucleotides. RefSeq names its product retinoic acid receptor beta. The record is from RefSeq and is a predicted model, not a curated record. Gene Ontology annotation, molecular function: nuclear glucocorticoid receptor binding; RNA polymerase II cis-regulatory region sequence-specific DNA binding; nuclear receptor activity. NCBI's taxonomy places the organism in Eukaryota, Metazoa, Chordata, Actinopteri, Semionotiformes, Lepisosteidae. Gene Ontology annotation, biological process: cellular response to corticotropin-releasing hormone stimulus; retinoic acid receptor signaling pathway; regulation of transcription by RNA polymerase II. Gene Ontology annotation, cellular component: transcription regulator complex; nucleus.
GUUAGGAGCCUCGGAAGGGUUCAUAGAAAGUUCACUCGCAUAUAUUAGGCAAUUCAAUCUUUCAUUCUCUGUGACAAAACUAGUAGGAAGUGAGCUGUAUGGAGGCAGGAUAACCCAUUCGUCAUUGAAGGGGAGACGGCGUUUUAAAACGCGAGCUAUAAUGUUUUAUAAACAUUUGUUAUCCAUCGCUUUCGAUUGAAAACAACCUGUUUUUGUUUUGCUAACCGGGGAGGUCGGAUAGUCCUUUUCCUUUUAAGCUGAAUCCAUCGCGAUACAAUUGGGAAAUAUCGCGAACACCCCUUUUUUCUUCAGUAUCUGGGCUUCGUGGAAAAUGGUAAAUGAUCAUUUGGAUCAAUUACAGGCUUUUAGUUGUGUUGUCUGUCAUAAUUCAUGAUUCUAGUCUGGGAAAAAGACCAAGAUCUUACGUGCCAAAAAAGGGGCAGAGUUUGAUGGAGUUGGUUCCACUUUUACAUGCAAUUUCCCUCCACACCUAAAAGGAAAAAACACUUUUUGCAGACAGUCUGCAGAGGCUCAUCAUGUUUGAUUGUAUGGAUGUUUUAGCAGUGAGCCCUGGGCAAAUGCUGGAUUUCUACACUUCAGGUCCUUCUUCAUGCAUGCUCCAGGAAAAAGCUCUGAAAGCAUGCUUCAAUGGACUGGCACAAUCAGACUGGCAGCAUCGACGGAGCGCUCAGUCCAUUGAAACGCAGAGCACCAGCUCCGAAGAAUUAGUGCCGAGCCCCCCUUCGCCUCUCCCUCCGCCCCGAGUUUACAAACCGUGUUUUGUCUGUCAGGACAAGUCAUCAGGAUACCACUAUGGAGUCAGUGCUUGUGAGGGAUGCAAGGGUUUUUUCCGCAGAAGCAUUCAGAAGAACAUGGUUUACACGUGUCACAGAGAGAAAAACUGUGUCAUCAAUAAAGUCACAAGGAAUCGAUGCCAGUACUGUCGGCUGCAGAGGUGCUUUGAAGUGGGAAUGUCCAAAGAAUCUGUUAGAAAUGACCGGAAUAAAAAGAAGAAAGAAGUUCCAAAGGCAGAAUGCACAGAGAGCUACGAGCUGACAGCAGAGUUAGAGGACCUUAUUGCAAAGAUUCGCAAGGCUCAUCAGGAAACCUUUCCUUCCCUCUGCCAGCUGGGCAAAUACACUACAAAUUCCAGUGCAGAUCACCGUGUGCGGCUAGACCUCGGAUUAUGGGACAAAUUCAGUGAGCUGGCCACAAAGUGCAUUAUCAAGAUAGUGGAAUUUGCAAAAAGAGUGCCUGGUUUCACAGGAUUGACUAUCGCUGACCAAAUCACUCUUCUCAAAGCUGCCUGUCUAGACAUUCUGAUUCUCCGGAUCUGUACAAGAUACACGCCAGACCAGGACACAAUGACCUUCUCCGACGGCCUUACGCUGAACAGAACGCAAAUGCACAACGCAGGAUUUGGCCCUCUCACCGACCUCGUCUUCACGUUUGCCAAUCAGCUCCUGCCUUUAGAGAUGGAUGACACGGAGACAGGCCUCCUCAGUGCCAUCUGUCUCAUUUCUGGAGACCGACAAGACCUUGAGGAACCAGCAAAAGUUGACAAGCUACAGGAACCACUGCUAGAGGCAUUAAAGAUCUAUAUAAGAAAGCGGAGACCUAGUAAACCACAUAUGUUUCCAAAGAUUUUAAUGAAAAUCACAGAUCUGCGCAGCAUCAGUGCGAAAGGUGCAGAACGUGUUAUUACCCUCAAAAUGGAAAUUCCAGGAUCAAUGCCUCCGCUAAUCCAGGAAAUGCUGGAAAACUCAGAAGGACAAGAUGGACAGAGACCUGAGGAAAGUCCAGACAAACCCCAGGACAGCCCCACGUCAGAGGAGAGUGGCCCUGCCGCACAGCUGGCUGAAGAGAAAUAGGACCAUUGAGAACUUUAUUAGACAUUCCUUUGCACAAUACAGGGGGACGCGCAAAGCCAGAAGCAUUUUCAGUGAUGCUUUGUCUUUGCUUUGCUUUUUUUUACAACACUAAGGCCUAAAAGGACCAAUGCUUUGUGUAUAAUUGUUAUUAAGCUCUUAUUUGGGGGGGGGGGGAGGACUGAAACUGUACCCUUGAAUUUCAAAGCUCCCUUUGGCCAGACGCCAAAAAAAGAAUGACAAUAACAGCAACGACAGUUUAAAACUUCAGGUUUCCAUUAUGUAAAUUUCAUCAUUGCAUGAUGGUCUCAAAGCUUGGUAAGUGGUUUUAUUCUAUACUUCUUGUUGGCAUACAUUGUACAUACCAUUGUAUGGUUAAACCUAUGUUUCUAUAAUGACUUUGUGGUGCUUUUCCAUUGUCUUAAAUAUGAUCAUGUUUAAGGCGAUACAUCAAGAUAAAAUGGGCUUAUUAAGUCCUUAAAAUGGUUAUAUAGAAUGUUCUGGCUUAGGUAGGAUGGAAGUCUAUUUUAUAUCUGUUUAUAUAUUUAAAGAUUUUUUUACUCUUAUUUCACCAUUCAACAAGAUGAUAGACUCUACAAAAGUGGCAGAAUUCGCCAUAUCCCUUGGUAUCUGUACAAUCUGUUAAUUCUGUUCAACAAGUUUUGAUGCUGUCAAGGGAAGAAAUUUCAAUAAGGAGACCAUUUCAAUUACUUCCAGCUGGCUUUGCACAGUAAUUCUGAGAGGAUUUGAAAGGGCCAAUGUAAUCAAAAUCACAUUUCACAUUUUAUUGCUGCUUUAUCAGUGUCUUUUGGCAGAAAAAAGUAGGGAAAAUGCUGUCGAUUAUAUUUUCUUUCCAGAAAGUUGAAUGUUUAAAAUAUCAGUGCAGAACAGACUCAUAGCAGUGCAAUCUGGGUAGAGGUUUUAGUUGUUUCACAAAAUGAGUCUGAAUUGUCAAAGAUUUAAUGUUUUCCAUAGGCAAUAUGUUUAUUUUAAAGAGGGUAUUCCAGAGCAAUGAGUCUACAUUUUUGGCUAAAGCAUUGUGCGGUUUUCUUCACCUGAUUAAAGUAUAGCAUUUUGGCACUGGGCCUGUUACAGAAAGUGACAUCACCCCGUUGGAAUCUGGAUAGCACUAAAUUCUCCCACAGUGGGAGGCCCAGCCUUUUAGCACAGUGGAAUUCGCUGCUGCCUUGAAGGGUUGCUUUGUGUCUCUGAGCUGGAGUUGCUUAUGAGUUUGACUCUCGGGAAGGAUAUACUAGUAGCUGGACUAGUUAUGAAAAUACAUGAACAUAAAAUUUAAAAAAAUGUCAUCCCAACUCACUUAAUUGCAUACAAAAAUGCACCAUUAUCUUUGAAACCAAUUAUCUAACCAGUCUAAGCAAGUACCAUAGCACUUAUCAAAAUUCAACACCUGCAACUAAUGUAAAGUAGUGAUCUAUACACCUAGUCCUGUAGAGUCUCAGUGUACUCUGAGCUUUCUGAACUCUAUAAAUUUUUUAUCUGAGCUUGUAGCUAUUGAAGAUUUUCAAUUUUCAUAAAGACCAACAUGUCAAGGACAGAGAUGAUAUCGAGUAUUUUAUCAUGUUAACUUGUUUUAAAACAAAGUACUGUAUUUCAUGUCUACAGUGGGUUCUCAGAAAACUCCCCAUUCACUAACAUAAUAUGACAGAAUUGCAGCAAAAUUAUGAAUACAAAGUGUAUGGGAUUUGGUCUACAUGUAUAUCAGUAUUAGUCUUAGGAGUAUUCAUCUUAAACUCAAAGUUCAAAACAGUAAAAACGGAACAAACUCAAAAUAACACCAAAUAUUUUAAAAACCUAAGGUUUCUUUGUCACACGCAGUAAGGGUUUUGGGGGUGAAAAAUAGAAAGGCGGAGACACGAGUUUUGUUCAGUUUUAAUCUGGGGGACAUACUUUUCUUUUAUUUCAGUUAAUGCUGAGAGGCCUGACAGACCUUUAGUAGGGAACUGGACAAAAACAGAAUGAAGGCUUUAAGGGACCAGUCUGUUAACAUGUGAAGCUCAAAUCCUACUGGUAACCAAAAGGCUCUGACUGGCAUUUGCUAAAAUCCCUGCUGCUUGAAAGGUUGAUAAGGCUUUCUUUUCUCUUACUCUGAAGGUAUCUGUGUGCUUCAUCUUAAAGGUGACUACAUUUGUCAUUUCCCACAUCCAUGAAAUAUUCACUGAAUUGUUCCAGUAGGCCCUGUAAAUGUAGAACAGUUAUGUCCUUCAUACUGUCAACUGAAUGAUUAACACACUGAUCCAUAAGAUACUCCUGUGUCAAAGACAUGUGAAUUGAUCCCUGCUGCACAUAUAAAGACCCGUAUUCAGCUUUAUUAAUGAAUGCGGCUAUCCUGUCACUUGACAUUAAAACGUUUGAAUCCCGACCCUGAAGUGACACAUUUAGUCACUCAAAUAUGGCAGAUGGAUAUCACAAUAAGGAUAUCCAAUGAGUGUCACUGACUUGCUGUACACGUGGAGAGGUUUGGUCAGCAAGAAAAAUGCAGGCUUCCCUGCAAAGCUCACGCAGUCUUGAGUCGUCCACACCUUGGCCCUAGACAGACAUAAGGCCUCUCUGUGUAAUGACAGGCUGAGGCUUGCCCCCAUCUCUUUGAGUAAAAUGGCAAAAAUCAAUAAAUUAACUGAGCGCAACUUUGGCAAGUACAUGAUUUGCAUUGGAAAGCCCAUUGCUGUGAACCUGUGGCAACUUGAGCCAACAGCCAUUGUCUGCCUGACAUGAAACAAUGACUCCAGGUUGCCUUGGGGAUUCCUGCUUGCAUCCUUGUCACAAGGCCACUGUGCUCUUCAGUCAUAGAACUUGCAUCACCAUGGCCCACGGACCAUCAUCCCCAGUCAAUACCAGUGUCUUGUGCAUUACCUCUUAAAGGUUUCAAAAGCACUUCACCUUUAAUUCUGAUGGCUGCCUGAUGUAAAAUGAGUCUCUAGUUGUGCACCACUGAAUGUAAUCGGUCACCUCAUCUGUCUGAACUGAGACACUUUUUUGGAGCUGUUCUUUUACAUCACUGCCCAUCUCUCCAAUUUGGCAAGUGUUUUAAAGCAGGACCUCGCCUAGCUAUGCUACUAGACUUCACUUCUAUCUUCAUCAAGCGCUUAUCCUUUGCAGGAGACUUUCUCCCCGUUGUGUGACUGACCAGAUUUGCCAAUGCAAAGCGCUACAUGUAAGCUUCUGUAGCCUUCAUUUUAAAUGUGCUGUGUACUUCAACUGUUUUGUCCUGUUCAGCCAUGUCCUGUUGACCCAUUUCGUGUUUGGGUUUAGAUAUUAAGGUGCUGUGUCUUCUAUCAAGAAUCCAGUGUGGGUAGAAGAUACCUGCACACAACACAUUUUGCUUUGUGCAUCACCGGACAUGCUCAAUGUAAAGCUAAACUGGCUUAUUUUCAAUUUUUCAAUUUUGCUGGAAUCUUUUUUAAUCACUUCCAAUUGUGCAUUUGUCUCCUUUUCUCACUUCAGUUGUCUCCAGGUUCUGCAAUGACAUCAUAGUUCCUAAGGACCUAAACUGGGAUUUCUGAAAUCUGUGAUUGUUAAACUAAUUAUAUUUUAAUUAUGUUAGUUUUAAAAAUAAUCCUUUGAACAUAUAUGAAGUGAAAACAAAAAAGCCCACACAGGUCAAACCUUCUAUGGCUUACUGUUUGUGAACUUCAGUUUUUAACCACUUUUACAGCAGAUGCAUCCUGUUCUCUUGAAAUGCACUGUCGGGAUAUUGCAGAUGAUCUGAAUGCUUAUAAUGGUCUUAUUACAUUUUUGGUCCUGAGUCCCUAAUUGAAAUAGGUAAAUAAUUCAAUGGGAAUCUAACAUACAUGACAUGCAUCUCUCUCUCUCAGGACGUACAAUGUACAAAUCUCUGAAAACUCCGAAAGUUCAUACACAAACAUGAACAUCAAGAUAAUGUGUCUGAAAUGUACUGAGAGGCAUUAAAACCUCUCAAAAAGUUGGUGUUUUGACUCCAGGCCUUUUCAGUGUCUCCUGUUGUCCAUGUUUCAACCCAUACAGAAAAAUAGGAAUAAUGAAUACACAGUAGACUGCAGUUUUGUCUUGAUGUUGCAACUCUCAAACACACAUUCACAGGCGGCCAAAGGCUGCACUUGGAGUAGGUAGAAGCUCAGGCCUGAAAGAUCAUGUUUUGGAACCAAAGGUUGGGGACGGGGGAAGGGGUAUAGGAUAACCUUCACUAGUCUAAACUUUUGGAGCCUAAACCGUGCUGAUUCUGGUACGUGUUAUACAAUACAUUUCCCAAAAUCCCUCUAAAGCAAGAGAAAGUCUUCUGGCAUUGCACCAGUUCCAUGAUAUCAUCAUUCAUUGUUUGGCCAACACAGCCUGCUUUGUUUGUGCCAGCUGGAUACCUAGUAUUCUUUUCCGAAUACAUUACAUUUAUAUAACUGUACGUACCUAGAAAAUGUAAUAUAUCCACUAUAAAUACUUGCAUGCAGAGUAGCAGCGAAGCACCAUGGUCAUUCAUUAUUAACAACACUUAGCCACUUCUAAUGUUGAAGCUAUAAAAAACCUGUAAUUCAACCACAUAUGAAAUGAUAGUUGGGGAUUUUACACAUAUGGUGGGCCCUGACAGGGUACUGCUGUAGCUCAGCUGGACAUCAAUUUCUGGUCCCAAAACACUGGGGGACAGUGUGUGAUUCACCUAUUUUAAAAAAUGUAGUCUCCAAAGCAGUUGCUUCUUGCUUGAGAUGCACAUAAAUCCUGGCUUAAAUGUAUCCAUUGUCAUAAUGGUAUGCUUUAAUUUCCCUGUGGUAUAUUUGCAUUUCAUUGAUUUGCCAACAGAUGCAGACAUGCAACAUACAGUAUGUUGGCAAGGUAGAUACACAUCUGCAGAACAAUGGGGAUUAAAAUAACGGUAAUAGUCAAAUACCAAGGCUGGACGAUUCCUACUUUUUUUUUUCUACAAGUCAAUUAGGAUUUUAAAUAUAUUUUUAUACCAUGUAGUAAAAGGUAUACAUAAAGUGGGAUUUUUUUUUCAAAAGGUUUUUAAUUCUUAGACAUUUACAAGAACUAGGUCAUUACAAAGUGGCGUUAUUAAAAAAAAAACUGCUUCUAAGCAGUGACUCUACGCUUAAUUGAAUCUUACUGCACACAAAAGUUUCCCCCUAGGAAGAAGAGGGGAAAGUGAGCAAGAGUAUUGAAUGUAAUAGCGUGCGCUUUGAGAUGCCUUUUGGUUCCAUUUCUCCAAAUUGAUUUUUUUUUUAUCAUUGUAUUCUAGUUUGUCUAUGCACAUUAAAUGCAUCAAAAGUUUCAAACCGAAGAUUAUGAAUUCCAAGAGGAUUGGAAUCCAUAAUGCUGAGAGCCAUUCUGUAAACCUGUGAAUGUUACAACACAACUCGCACCACAGGAAGUAUUGAAAUGGUCUCCUUCAGUUAUUUGUAAAACAUAUCAAACACUCUGUGUAUCUCUGAUCUCACCCCUGUUUGGCAGCAAAGAUAGCCUCCAAGGCAAAACACAGUGUGACAGUGUUGUUCUGUUUUCCCGUGUCAUUUUGAGCCACUUAGGAAAUGUAUGUAAAUUGGCUGAAGCAGUAAAUCACGAUACAGCAGUGUUGUAGAAUUGUGUUCAUAGAUACAUUAAAAAUCUAUUACUUUAGGAUUCAUUUAAAACACUAAUGCAGGGGCAACAAUUACAUGAAAAAACUAUACUAAAGAUCUCUGCCUAUUAAUUUGAUUCACGCAGAAACAGUGACUGAGCCCAUUCAUUCAAAGCCCUGCUGUUGGAAUAUUCUUUUGUAUUUGCUAUAUCUGUAAUGUAUUUUCACUGGCUCUUGUUUGUACAUUAACAAGCUUUUUAUGUUCAUAUACUGUUUACCUUUACCAUGGAAUCUCCUGGCAAAAUAAUAAAAUAUAUUUAUUUUAAAAUA